Neodiprion fabricii is the source of this 3191-nucleotide messenger RNA. RefSeq lists its product as uncharacterized. The record is from RefSeq and is a predicted model, not a curated record. Gene Ontology annotation, cellular component: membrane. Gene Ontology annotation, molecular function: heme binding; heme transmembrane transporter activity. The transcript is spliced from 7 exons. Gene Ontology annotation, biological process: transmembrane transport; heme export. NCBI's taxonomy places the organism in Eukaryota, Metazoa, Arthropoda, Insecta, Hymenoptera, Diprionidae. The coding region runs from base 1339 to 2811 and encodes 490 amino acids.
GUCUUCCUAGGUUACUCAGGUAUCGGGAUUGAACACUGCGUCGAAAUGACUUACCAAAUACCAAAAGCGAUCGCCAUUGGGAUUUUUGUUACGUCAGAACAGCUCUACGAUGUAUCAAUAACACUUUUCACCCGCAGGCUAAUUGGAGCCUUCGUAGAUGUGUUGGGACACGCGUGUAUUAUCACGUGUCUUACCUUUGGCAGUCUGAUGACAAAACUAAAUAGAUUCGAACUUCGUCGCCAGAAAGUCAGGAUAAUGGCUACGGAAUACGACGAUGUUCCUCUAGAAUUGUCCUCUCUAUCGAAAUGUUGAUUUUUCCCAAUUGCAAGUUAUUCAACAUUUUUUCAUCACUGAUUUUUUACUGAUCGUGAGACGUACCGAGGAUCGAUGUUUCAAAUGAUAGUUAUAAUACAUGUACUCUCUAUUCCUCAAUGUCACGUCAUUUCAGAACGAAGCUACGUUGCACUACAACUUAGUGACAAUAUUUAUCGAAUAUCGACCAUCGAUGUUUUAAUUACCAUCGUAGCAGACAUUGGACUAAGUAUGCUCUCGGUUUGUCCAAUAUUGUUGGGGAAAUAUACAUAUAUACAUACAUAUGUAUAUAUUUGAAUGUUUCAACAGCAGAGAAAAUAUUGUUUUAUGACACAUUGGGCAAACUAUUUCUGGGCGUUCAGACAUGCAGUGUUUAUUCAUACUGAAUUCUGCGGGUUAUAACGAAAAUAAUACGCUUUCGCAUUCGUGAUGCAAUGUAUAACCGUCAAUCGAUAUCUUAUCUCCAUCCAGACUAAUAUUGACGCCAAGAAAUAUGUGCACCUCUGUUAUGAAAACUGUCGAACAAUUUUUAUUGUGCAACUCAUAUUAAAUAGCCAAGAUUACAAAACGUAUCGAGUCACGGGCUUAUCGUUCAAUUAAGUGAAAACUGACGAUUUGUUAAAUACGUUUAUUCAUGUUGCCUUAUUGCUAGGUCCCAAAACGCAGUCUGAUGCUUGUCGAUGUCGGGCUAAUCGAAAGCGUUCGUUACUUGGCACAUCGACGAAGCGACUAUCACUUAGAAAUAUAAUCGUUACACAGCUGUAUUUGAUUAUGAAAACUACGUGGGAAAGAUAAAAACAUUUUGUCUCUCGAAGAAACAUACGAUAUUUCCAUCUUAUUACAAACCAGAAAGCACAGGCGAUGCGUGUAAUAUGAAAGAGAAUUAAAAGGUCGAAGGAUCUCAUCAAUGCCUCUUCUCGAAAGAGACGUCGUUUAAAACUCAAAAUACUUAUCUCCACUAUCAGACUCGAUAUAAACACGAUAAGUGAAGUGAAUAGUGACAGUGAUAGUGGAGUUAACACGCAGAUGGUGACCGCGGAACGUAACGAGAAUAUCGUCGAAGAUCGCGAUCUUCUAUCGCAGCGUCACAGACUUGUGAUAAAGCCGGUCGUGUCUGAAUUUGUCGAAAUGCAGCCUGACGAAAAGCUGCCGAAAAUCGUUGGUAACGCAACCGAAAUCAAAGUUUACCCUAGACGAUGGCUCCAACUCGUUCUCUUCAUCGUUUUCAGUACGGCGAACAACUUGCAGUGGUACCAAUACACCAUCAUCAACAACAUUGUAAGCCGGUACUACAACGUUUCUUCACUGGCCAUCGAUUGGACCUCGAUGAUUUUUAUGGUGACCUACAUGGUCGUCAUUUUUCCGGCUUCCUACAUAACCGACAGAGUCGGUUUACGGUGGACCGUUGUUUUCGCAUCGACCCUCACCUGCAUCGGGGCUUGGUUGAAGGUUCUUUCGGCCUCUCCGGAUCGCUUCAUGGUCACCUUCACAGGCCAAAUCCUGGUUGCGGUUGCCCAGGUCUUCAUCCUCCCUGUACCAGGGCGACUAGCGGCCUACUGGUUUGGACCAAAGCAGAUCGCCCUGGCGACGGCUUUCGCCUGCGCCGGCACUCAUGUCGGAUUCUCAAUCUGUUUCCCGACCGUGCCAGUCCUUGUAAAGAAUCACGAUAACAUCGAGGACAUUGGAAAAGACUUAUACAAGGUUUUCUGGGGGAUAGCUCUGUGCUGCAGUGUCAUUGUCGUGGCCAUAAUUUUCCUUUUCAAGGAUGAGCCGUUACUGCCGCCCAGCGAUGCGAGGGCGCUUCAGAAACUGCACAAAGAAAGGUCUCCCGAAGGAUUUUGGCCACCUGUGAAAAGGACACUGUGCAACAUAGACUUCAUUCUCCUGUGGAACUCGUACGGUAUCAUAAUGAGCGUUUUAGGAGCCACGAACACCGUGUUGAACUCUUUAUGCCUCGCUCACUUCAAGAACGGUGAACAAAUCGCUGGUAAUCUGGGCUUGUCCAUCGUUGGCACGGGAGGCUUGGGCACGGUGUUCCUGGCCAUGAUACUCGACAAAACAAAGGCAUUCAGAAUCAUCCCCAUAGCCAUCGGAAGUCUCGCUCUACUUACGGAAGUCUUGUUCGCGAUCAGUUUUUCGUUAGAAGUCCAAUGGAUGGUUGUGGUCACCGGGAUGAUGCUCGGAACUUUCCUCGUCGGUUGGGCCAGCUUGGGUUUCGAAGUCUGCGCGGAGACUACUUAUCCCGAACCCGUAGGCACGACAGUAGGGAUUCUCAACAUUUCCAUACAGAUUUACGGCACAUUGAUGGUGCUGAUCGUCCGCAGGCUGAUAGAAACAUACGGCGACAGGGCUGCGCAUUAUUGUCUCAGUGCAUCUCUGCUUAUCGGAACGAUCCUGAUCGCCUCAACCAGGGGCAACUUCCGGCGGCAGAAUGCCGAGCGAAUCGCCAAGUACAACCCCGUCGCACUUCAGGAAUUCCCAAAACCCGAGAAGCAAUAAAUUUUGCAUCUCGCGUGAUAGUUGAUUACUACAAGUUUAGUUUUUUUUCCUAUUUUUUUUUUUUUAUUUGUGCCCCUGAAUUUUAUACAGUAAGAAAUCCCACGUGGAAUGUUGAUUCACUGUGUGGGAAAGCGAUAGAUUCAGGUACGUUAGAAUUUUUUUCAUUGGAAUGACAUAGGACUUGUCGCAAUUUGCGGUUUUCAAUAUUUCUUACGAAAAUCUCUACAACGAUCAUUGAUUGUCAUACGAAUAUAAGUAUCAAGUUUACCAGAUUUUAGAAUUUUUCUGACGCAGCGCAUCGACAGGAAAAAAAAAAAUAACUGCCAAGUGUCAAAAGUCCUACGUUAUUGAAAUGGAAAACUGAAAAUACUCGGGGAUAG